UGGCCCAGCCUAGUGACAAUGUCCUGCGGUCCAUCUUCCAAGGGGGGAACCCUUCCUCUGGAUCGGCCGGGCCACUAGUCAAGAAACCCCGGCUGACCAAGAAGACUCCUCCCGGGACCACCUCUAAGUCUCCCGCUAAGGGGAGGGGCCAGGUCCCAGCUGCCGUAGAGAACAUGCCCCCACCUCCCCCGCGACCUCCGGUCCCUACUCGGGAACAGGAGGCACCACCUGGAACUCUGCCAGCUCCCACUCCCACCGUGCGCAUCCCGGUUAACACUCAGGCCUUGGAGAAAAUCCCCAAGGCCUUCCGAGGGACGGUUUACGAGACCGCGAGCUAUACGGUGGAUCAUUACUACAACGCCACCCCGAGGGACUUAUGGGAGAUCGAGACGAGGAGCCCCGAGAAUGUUAUGGAGUCUUCACUGGGGAUGACCCACACAGCGGCUUUGGCUCUACACCAUAGCAUAGCUCGGUCCAGGGCCAGGUUUGACGAGAUCAGAGGUGAGUUCCAGACUGCUCAGGCCGCUCUCGCGUCUGCAAAACAGCAAGAGCAAAAUGCCAAGGCUGCCCUGACGGCUGCCAAAGAAAGUGAAAAGGCCGUGCAGGUCGCCAUGCCUGCUGCGAAGGCCGAACUGGAGGUGGCCAGGGCUAAGCAAAUGGAGACCGAGGCUGCACAGGUCACCUUGGCUGCUGCGAAGGCCGAGCUCGAGGAGGCCAAGGCUAAGCAGUUGGAGGCCGAGGCUGCCACCGUGGCAGAGAGGGCGUCUUCUAGCUCCUCCAUGGAGGCCAUGCUCUAUCACUGCUGGGCCUUCAACCAGGAUGGCGACUUCUCCUUCCUGGCGCCUGAGGUGUGGGAGCCAUUCCUCGAGAAGUUCAAGGCCCGCCUUCAACAGGAGCCGCCUUCUAAGCUGGGGAGACUUCCGCUGCUGGCGAGCAGGAGGCUGAAGGGGUGACUUCAUCAGAGCGGCUUGGGGGGGCCUAGGACUUGUAUUCUUUUUUUUUUACUUGUAAUCUUUUACCACGAGGUUUUUCUUCGUCGAGACAAUUUAUUUCCCUGACCUUCAUUUCAAUCUAUUUUUAAUAUUGUGUUUGGUAAAAACUUAGUUUGCGUCAGUUUAUUGACUUUUUCUUCGAAACUACAAAGCAUUGCCAGUCAAUUUUAACAAACUUCUAAGUUUUUAGGACCUGGAUGUAUCUAGGACGGUUAACUUUAAAAACUUAGUCCGCGUUAAUUGUUAUUGAUACCUCGUGCUUUUUAAGAAAAACAUCGAUUAAUCAAUUUGAAUAAACUUCUAAGUUU
Humulus lupulus (European hop) is the source of this 1300-nucleotide messenger RNA. RefSeq lists its product as uncharacterized. Bases 174 to 953 code for a protein of 259 amino acids. Lineage: Eukaryota; Viridiplantae; Streptophyta; Magnoliopsida; Rosales; Cannabaceae. The transcript has 2 exons. The record is from RefSeq and is a predicted model, not a curated record.